AUGGGCGUUGUUAGGUCUGCAGCGGAGGUGGAUGCUAACGACAAGCAGACUCCUGCCGUAGAUCCUGCCAACGUUGUGCAAGCGCUCGUCUAUACUCUACUGGGCGUGUUCGAUGCUACAAGAGACCUUUUCCAAACGUUGAAAGCAAAGGAGCAGAGGGACUAUGAAUCAAGUCUGCGGUCCAAGGGCUAUCCAGCAUCGCGGAGGGUCGAAUAUGUCGAAGAUGAGAAUCUGGGCAGAGAUGAGGAUCUUGUCAUGGACAAGGCUGCGGUUACACGGCAAUUCGAGAUCGGUUUCCAGAAGAUCGGGGCGCUAUUUGCCGUAGGCGACACCUCGACUUCUCUCGUGCGCUAUCAAGAGCCCACCCAGCCUCGUAGCGGCAGCCCAGUCAAUACGACCAUCAUUGAAACAUGGCGCGGCCGUCCCAAACCAGAACGCACCGACACAGACACAACAUCAAUGACCGGCCCAACUUCCUACGGGAUGCGAACCGCACCCCAUGAAUUGUACUGUCUCUACGCGAUUGAUCUCCAGCGGCACCGCGACCAACAGCUCUCCGAUACCAUCACAUCUGAAUCUAAGCCCUAUUGUCCCCAUUGUAAACAAGACCUCCACCUCUCCCCCGGCAAAGCCUGGGAAGUCGUCAAACGCGGCGACGGAUAUGAGCGCUGCUUCCAAGUCAGCAAUCGCUUUGUGGUAAAGUGUCAUCGUGGCGGCGCAGACGGUCAGUACUCAUGUGUGCUGUGCUCCCGGCACGCCGAUGUUGACACGGUGUGUGGCGACGUGAAGGCGCUCAUCAAGCAUAUUUGGGAAGACCAUGGUGUGGGUGAACUCAAGCAUGAGGAGGACAUCACCGAGGUCGUCGAGCUGGCGCCGGAUCGCAGGAGAGAUAGUGGUCUGGGCCAUGCGACGUCGAGGGGUAGUCGGAGGAGUGCUAGUUUGGGGCCGAACAGUUGGGGCCGGAGGAGUAGACGUGGGUAUGAUCGAGAUGAUGGGUAUUUGUAA
This is a messenger RNA of Parastagonospora nodorum SN15, 1005 nucleotides long. RefSeq lists its product as hypothetical. NCBI's taxonomy places the organism in Eukaryota, Fungi, Ascomycota, Dothideomycetes, Pleosporales, Phaeosphaeriaceae. The coding region runs from base 1 to 1005 and encodes 334 amino acids. The record is from RefSeq and is a predicted model, not a curated record. The transcript is spliced from 3 exons.